AUGUCUAAUAGACUUGUUUCAACAGAGUCUGAGCUUGCUUCAACAAAAUCCGAGCUUGCUUCAACCAAAUCCGAGCACUUUCUUAUGAAGGAUGAAGUCGCUGAGUUGCGACAAAUGGUGAGGUCAAUUGUAUCUGGCCGGUCAGUUCCAAAUGAAAGUUACCUUGGUUUUACGUACGAAGCCACAGAUUUCACCCCAGCACAAGAWUACGAUUACAUAAUCGUCGGAGGAGGGACUGCCGGUUGUCCAUUAGCCGCCACGUUAUCGGAAAACUAUUCCGUUCUACUUCUUGAGCGUGGGGGUGUAGGAAGUUCCGAUCCUAACGUUUUACACGAAGCCAACAUGCUAGUUAACAUUCUAAAUGCAAACGAUAAAGGAACACCUGGUCAACCUUUUAUCUCCGAAGAGGGUAUUCCGAACACAAGGGGGAAUGUGUUGGGAGGAGGUAGCAUGAUAAAUUUCGGGUUUUAUUCAAGAGCCGAUGAUUACUUUUAUAGCAAAUCGGGUAUCGAAUGGGACAUGGGAAUCGUUGAAAAAGCUUACGAAUGGGUAGAAAAUGGUAUUGUCUCUAUUCCAGAAGGUUUAAAUAGUUGGCAAAAUUCURCUUAUCAAGCGUUAUUGGAGUCGGGAGUUGGUCCGGCAAAUGGGUUCACCGUUGAACACCUUCAAGGGACCAAGAUUAGUGGUUCGACGUUUGAUGGCUCAGGCCGACGACACGGUGCAGUGGAGCUACUCAACCAAGCCCAUCCAGAAAAUUUGAGGGUGGUGGUUCAUGCCACCGUUGAUCGGAUUAUCUUCUCCUCCAGUAGAUCGUCGGGUGUAGAGGCAGUUGGAGUUGUUUAUCAUGAUUCAAAARGGAGGUCUCAUGAAGUUCAUAUAAAAAGAAAUGGUGAGGUGAUAUUGAGCGCAGGAGCUAUUGGUAGCCCACAACUUUUGCUUGUAAGUGGAGUCGGGCCGGAAUCAUACUUGUUAUCACAAAAUAUCACCGUCGUUCAUCAUCAUCCUUUUGUUCGACAAUUCAUGGCUGAUAAUCCACGUACCGAGAUUAGUCUUUUAGUCCCUUUUCCGUUGGCUGAUAUUGGAGGCCGAGUGGUCGGGAUCACAAAAGAAGGCCCGUUCAUAGAGACCGUUUCGGGUGUGGCUCCGUUUUAUUCUCCUGCAAGCACCAUAAUUUUCCCCUAUCCAUAUGCGCCACUAAAUUUAAGCACCAUAACGAUUGUGGCCAAGUUUCCAAGACUUGCAUCAGUUGGWAUUCUCGAUUUAAAAUCUGCAAGCGAUGUUACCGUUACCCCAAAAGUAUCGUUUAAUUACUAUUCGAGCAUAGAAGACCUUCGACAAUGUGCUAAUAUGGUGAAUGUUUUCGAUAAAAUGUUAAGAACACAAGCCAUGGAUACAUACAAGUUUAGUGACCGUGACGGUCGAAAGUAUUUCCAGUUCGUAGGGUUUUCCUUACCUGAAAAUCCAUCAAAUGAGGAAUCYGUGGAGGCAUUUUGUCGUAACACGUUACGAACAUUUUGGCAUUUCCACGGCGGAUGUUUGGUCAACAAGGUUGUCGAUAGUGAUUUGAAAGUGAUCGGAAUUAACGGCUUACGAGUCCUUGAUGGUUCGGUGUUUUCUGAUUCACCAGGAACAAACCCUCAGGCAACUCUCAUGAUGUUAGGGCGGUAUAUCGGUAUAAAGAUACACAACGCAAGAGGAUAACAAUAUUUACAUU
Cynara cardunculus var. scolymus (artichoke) is the source of this 1714-nucleotide messenger RNA. RefSeq names its product (R)-mandelonitrile lyase-like. The record is from RefSeq and is a predicted model, not a curated record. Lineage: Eukaryota; Viridiplantae; Streptophyta; Magnoliopsida; Asterales; Asteraceae. The transcript is spliced from 3 exons. The coding region runs from base 1 to 1701 and encodes 566 amino acids. Gene Ontology annotation, molecular function: oxidoreductase activity, acting on CH-OH group of donors; flavin adenine dinucleotide binding.